CUGAAGCAAUUAGCUCUCCAACUUCCUUCUCUCCCGGAAGAAGUCAAAGAAUUAUAUGAGCUCCAUUACCCGCAGACGACCUUUCCCCGCAAAGUUACCUUGUUGCAAGCUCUCAAUUCCGUGAUCGAUCGAUUCUCGCGCGUGUUUAUCCUUAUCGACGCACUUGACGAAUGCCAGGACGAACGAAACCGAGCAUACUUCCUUGGCCUCAUCAGAGAUCUUGCACCAUGGAUCAAUACAUUGGUCACUUCACGACCGAUUGCACUCAUUGAAGACUCGUUCAAGAGAUGCUUACGAGAAGAGAUCCGGACACCCGAAGAAGAUAUUCGCAACUAUGUGGAAUCGGAAAUCGCUAGCGAGAAGUUUGUUCUAGGUCGACAACUAUCCUCAGUACCGGACCUUCGCGCUAGUAUUAUAGAUGGCAUUGUUACUAAGGCACAAGGAAUGUUCUUGCAUGCUCAGUUCCACGUGAACCACUUGGCAACGAAGCAUAACGUGCGAAGUCUCUGUGAAGCCUUGAGAGAUCUUCCGAAGAGCUCGGGAGAGAUCUUUCGGAAAGCGAUGGGGAGGUUGACGAGUCAGAAUCCCGAGGCCGUUCACCUGGCUGAAAAAACGCUACUCUGGAUCGUCAACGCAUCACGGCCGCUUCGGGUCAAGGAGAUUCAGCAUGUGUUGGCUGUGCAAAAAGGGGAUGUCGAUAGCGAUGAACACGCACUUACUGCACCCUCGUACAUCCUCUCACUAUGCGCCGGCUUAGUAGCCAUCGAUGAGAGAAGCGGCAUUUGUCGCCUAGUUCAUUACACGGCGCAGGACUUUUUCACGGAGAACCGAGCUAGAUAUUCCCCCUGGGGUCAUGUUGGCAUGGCAUCUACUUGCUUACAGUAUCUU
Aspergillus uvarum CBS 121591 is the source of this 888-nucleotide messenger RNA. RefSeq lists its product as uncharacterized. Lineage: Eukaryota; Fungi; Ascomycota; Eurotiomycetes; Eurotiales; Aspergillaceae. The transcript is spliced from 2 exons. The record is from RefSeq and is a predicted model, not a curated record. The annotation marks the transcript as partial.